Messenger RNA from Microthlaspi erraticum, 519 nucleotides. NCBI's taxonomy places the organism in Eukaryota, Viridiplantae, Streptophyta, Magnoliopsida, Brassicales, Brassicaceae. The record is from the annotation of a GenBank genome assembly.
AUGUCAAGCCCUCAAGCACCACCACCUUCAUGGGAUAGUCCUCCAAGACUAUCCUCCUUGAAGACAAAGAAGAAACUUCUUCCCUACCUUGAAGCAGCCGACCUGGAGACGUCUAGCCAAGCCGCAUCUUACAGAGAAGAACACCUUCUAGCCACACCAGAAGAGGAGAUUAACCCUGAGCUGAUCGAGUUCGUGAAGAGAGAUCAAUUCCAUGAUCUGUUUUCAGAGUAUGCGCUGGAGCACAUAGAUCACUUUGACAAUCUUUGUGAUUCCUAUGGAGUUUUUGACUUUGAGAAGAAGAUGAUGCUAUUCAGCACAUCACUAGCUGGACCAGCACUAGAUUGGGCGCAGCAUGAGCCACUCUCUACAAUCGAGUCAUGGAUCGAUUUUAGAGAAGCUUUCUUGAAGAGAUUUGCAAGGCUACCACCUUUCAAAUCCAAGUACACCACUACUCUCAUCAGCUGGAGAGAGAGCGUGAUGAAGAAGAAUGGGGAGGCAUACCACCCCAUCCUUGAAUGA